GGUGGGGGGACCUUGGCGGUGCCCGGAGCCGGCGUGGCGCUCAUCGAGGGACGCCCGGCCCAAGUGGCUGGGGCCAGGCCGCAGAGCGGAGUUGGCAUUUCCAGAUUUGGGCUCGGGCCGCGCCUCCUCCGGGACCCUCCCCUUGGACCGAGCUGAUCGCCGCGGGGCAGUUCGGGCCGGCUGUCCUGGCGCGGAAUUUCCCAAAUUCAACAAAUCUUCCAAGAAAUCCAUCCAUGGCAGAUUAUGAAGCACGGAUCAUUACUUUUGGGACAUGGAUAUACUCAGUUAACAAGGAGCAGCUUGCAAGAGUUGGAUUUUAUGCUUUAGGUGAAGGUGAUAAAGUAAAGUGCUUUCACUGUGGAGGAGGGCUAACUGAUUGGAAGCCCAGUGAAGACCCUUGGGAGCAACAUGCUAAAUGGUAUCCAGGGUGUAAAUAUCUGUUAGAACAGAAGGGACAAGAAUAUAUAAACAAUAUUCAUUUAACCCAUUCACUUGAGGAGUGUCUGGUAAGAACUACUGAGAAAACACCAUCACUAACUAGAAGAAUUGAUGAUACCAUCUUCCAAAAUCCUAUGGUACAAGAAGCUAUACGAAUGGGGUUCAGUUUCAAGGACAUUAAGAAAAUAAUGGAGGAAAAGAUUCAGAUAUCUGGGAGCAACUAUAAAUCACUUGAGGUUCUGGUUGCAGAUCUAGUGAAUGCUCAGAAAGACAGUACGCAAGAUGAGUCAAGUCAGACUUCAUUACAGAAAGACAUUAGUACUGAAGAGCAGCUAAGGCGCCUGCAAGAGGAGAAGCUUUGCAAAAUCUGUAUGGAUAGAAAUACUGCUAUCGUUUUUGUUCCUUGUGGACAUCUAGUCACUUGUAAACAAUGUGCUGAAGCAGUUGACAAGUGUCCCAUGUGCUACACAGUCAUUACUUUCAAGCAAAAAAUUUUUAUGUCUUAAUCUAACUCUGUAGUAGGGAUGUUAUGUUCUUCUUAUUACCCUGAUUGAAUGUGUGAUGUGAACUGACUUUUAAGUAAUCAGGAUUGAAUUCCAUUAGCAUUUGCUA
Molecule: messenger RNA, 1050 nt
Organism: Chlorocebus sabaeus (green monkey)
Lineage: Eukaryota; Metazoa; Chordata; Mammalia; Primates; Cercopithecidae
Product: E3 ubiquitin-protein ligase XIAP
Biological process (GO): regulation of cell cycle; positive regulation of protein ubiquitination; positive regulation of canonical Wnt signaling pathway
Cellular component (GO): nucleus; cytoplasm
Molecular function (GO): cysteine-type endopeptidase inhibitor activity involved in apoptotic process; ubiquitin protein ligase activity
Source: RefSeq, a predicted model, not a curated record